This is a messenger RNA of Pseudoliparis swirei, 1741 nucleotides long. RefSeq names its product G patch domain containing 4 (gene gpatch4). Gene Ontology annotation, biological process: regulation of ribosome biogenesis. Gene Ontology annotation, molecular function: nucleic acid binding. The transcript is spliced from 8 exons. The coding region runs from base 112 to 1332 and encodes 406 amino acids. The record is from RefSeq and is a predicted model, not a curated record. Gene Ontology annotation, cellular component: nucleolus. Lineage: Eukaryota; Metazoa; Chordata; Actinopteri; Perciformes; Liparidae.
CUCUCUACUGGAACCUCAUGCCGAGCGACUGCUGCCGCGGUGAGACGCCUCCACGUGUUUUCCUGCUUCAGUUGUGAUGAUGCAGUUUUACUGAUUUCAAGACGCCCAGAGAUGUCAGAAGUUGUACCAGAGAAAAGUCGCGGCUUGAAGUUUGCCGAGCGGCAGCUGCUGCGUCACGGCUGGGAGCGCGGUAAAGGAUUGGGCCGCGGGGAGGACGGCAUAUCGGAAGCCAUCAAGAUCAAAGUGAAGUGUGACAAAGGAGGGAUCGGCCAUAAGGAAGGAGAUCAGUUCACCUUCCACUGGUGGGACCACGUCUUCAAUAAGGCCUCGUCCAGUCUGCAGGUGGAAUCUGAUCAGAACGGGAUUCAGUUGAAGAAGACGGUGGAUGAAGACGAAGAGGAUGGAAUGAUCUCCAAUAAAAGGCCCCGGAAAGCCGCUCUGGCGAAAGAGAAACUCUACGGAUGCUUCGUCAAGUCCUCCGCCCUGCUGUCGGGUCAGAAGCAGCCGGAGCCGAAGGCGUCCAGCUCCGACAGCAGCAGCUCGGACGAUGAAGACCAGAACCUGGACCUCUCCAGCGCCACACAGCUCUCUGAUGCUGACCUCAUGCGGGCUUGUGGAGGACGCACGGCUCACAAAGGAGCCCGGCACGGCUUGACCAUGAGCGCCAAGUUAGCCCGGCUGGAGCGGCAGGAGGCCGAGUUCAUGGCCACGUACGAGAAGAAGAGCGCGCCGGCGAGCGUUGCACCGACAACUCCGACUCCUCCGGCGCCGGCCGAGAGGCGGGAGGAGACCGCGAGGGACGAGACGAGAUCCACCGGGGGCGUCAUCGAGCUAAAUGACGACGAACCGGACGUUAAACCCAAAAAGAAGAAGAAAAAGAAAGCCGGCGAGGACACUGAGGAAAUAACGGAUGUGGUUUCCUCUGAGGAAGAGGAGGAUGACGUCAUCUGGGUAGAGAACAGCGAAGCGGACCAGUCUCACGAAUCCAAGAGGAAAUCUAGAAAGAGAAAAACCAACGCGGGAGAAGGACCACCUUCACCGGAGGAGACUGAAGUGAGGAAGAAGAGGGAGGAGAAGAAGAAGAAGAAGAGGAAAUCCUCCAAAGCCCACAGUGAGGAAGGAGGAGAGGGCGACGGAACUGAAUCCGGCCAAUCGGAGGCGGUCCAGGUCUUCGAGAGGAGAGCUGCAGACACGCCGGAGGAAGAGGAGGAGGAGAAGAGCGUCAGGCAGAAGAGGAAGAAGUGUAAAAAGGACAAAUGUGUCGACGCCGACGAAGAGGAGACGCAUCCUCCAAAGAAGAAGAAGAAGAAGUCCAAAGAGUAUCUUCUGUAGAACCUGGACAACAGAACCUGACUUCAUGCCAGCAGAACACGGUUCUGGAGUCACGUCCAGUUCAGUGAAGUGAUGAAGACUUUAAUAUUAUUGUUGAUGUUCGUCUUCAUCACAAUCUUCCUCUGUGUGGAUGACGCUCCGAGUGUAAAGAACAUUAAUAUGAAAAUGUAAUUCUGUGUUUUCUGCCUCUUGAAUAACUUUUUUUGAAGGUGUUUUCUUAAUAUAUACUUUAUAUUUUAUUUAGGUAUUUUUUACAGAAAUACAACUUUCAAAAGUAAAAAUGCAUAAUAAUAAAAAAAACAAAAGAAAUUUAAAAUAAAGCAUAAAUUAACCAUGCAUCUGGCCAAGAAUGCCAAAAUAAAAAUAUUAGAGCAGGAUAAUAAAUAUAAAUAAGGAAGCAAAAAAAAAA